Molecule: messenger RNA, 710 nt
Organism: Nilaparvata lugens (brown planthopper)
Lineage: Eukaryota; Metazoa; Arthropoda; Insecta; Hemiptera; Delphacidae
Exons: 4
Coding region: 93-710 (205 amino acids)
Molecular function (GO): protein binding
Source: RefSeq, a predicted model, not a curated record
UAUUAUGGAAACCGGGGGAGGGUUUGCCUCACAAUCAAUUAGGCACAUUGGCUGGAAGUCGGAACUAUUCAUUGGAUGCCGUCUACCAUUACAUGAGAUGCCUAUGCACUGAACACCCAUUUGACGGAACCGAGGGCAAUCUAAAUCAGCUGUUAGACAAGAGUAAACAACAGCUGGAAUCAGCUGAUUUUUUGGUUGAAUCAGCUGAUUGCGCUCUCAAACGCGCUGUGGUGAGACUGCUCAUAUGCGCGCGCAGUUGGUUCUGUAACCGUCCUCCAGUCUCUCAGAAGGUAUGUGACGCGCUAUUGGUCGAUCUGAGAGAGAGUCUACAUGCUGUGGAAGUGAGUGAGCCAAUAGGAGAGCCCGAUGAUUUACAGCAAUUAUUAGCAAUGGGGAAAGCAAUCAACGAAAAACCCCAAAAGAUGACUGAAGAAAUGCUAUUCAAGAGUGUCGUCAUACUGCUAAUGUGCCUGCAUAAUCUGAAGAAAAAAGGCAGCAGCGAGCUGUGCCUAGCAGUUUCACUCCAGCUGUCAGUGAUGGCCCAGGUGCUGCGAGAGAUUAUGCUGAAGGUUGAGUCAGUUCUGCCUCCUCCCCAGACUCCCCCACUCCACCCACCUCACAGUCGACGUAGGAGGAGGAGGAGAAGAAUGAAGCAUAGGAGCAGUUCGUGUGAGGAGGGGUCCAGCGGUGGAAGCCAAGGUCAGAAAUAG